Molecule: messenger RNA, 2033 nt
Organism: Capsicum annuum
Lineage: Eukaryota; Viridiplantae; Streptophyta; Magnoliopsida; Solanales; Solanaceae
Product: probable LRR receptor-like serine/threonine-protein kinase At3g47570
Exons: 2
Coding region: 309-1754 (481 amino acids)
Biological process (GO): protein phosphorylation
Molecular function (GO): protein binding; ATP binding; protein kinase activity
Source: RefSeq, a predicted model, not a curated record
UUGACCUUUAUGAAAACAACUUUGUUGGAUGGAUUCCCACAUCAAUUGGCAACUUGAUAAACUUGCAGGGCUUGUACUUGGGUAAUAACAAACUUACAGCAUCUAUCGGAGAUGAUAUAUGUAAAUUGCAGCGCUUGGAUGUCCUAGACUUGACUCAAAAUCAAUUUUCAGGUUUUCUUCCUAGUUGUUUAGGAAACAUUACUUCCCUUGGAGAGAUAUAUCUGGGUUCCAAUUUAUUGAGUUCCAAUAUACCACCAAGCUUAGGGAACCUUAAAGCUCUAGUGGUUCUUGACUUAUCGUCAAACAGCAUGGUAGGUUCUUUACCUCCAGAGAUUGGAAAUCUAAAGGCUGCAACAAUGAUAGAUAUGUCAAUGAAUCAAUUCUCAAAUGAAAUUCCUAGAGAAAUUGGAGAAUUGCAAAAUUUGGUUCACCUUUCUUUGAGACACAACAAGUUGCAAGGAUCUAUACCUGAUUCAGUUAGCAACAUGGUAGGUUUGGAAUUCCUAGACCUUUCUCAUAAUAACAUAUCUGGAAUCAUUCCUAUGUCUUUGGAGAAACUUCAAAACCUGAAGUAUUUCAAUGUUUCUGUCAACAAAUUGUAUGGUGAAAUACCCUCGGGGGGUCCUUUCAAGAACUUCUCGAGUAAGUUUUUCAUCAACAAUGAAGCAUUGUGUGGUUCUUCAAGGUUUAGUGUUCCACCGUGCCCCACUUCAUCAAAGCACAAAUCUAGUAGAAAAAAAGUGUUUGUUCUUUUUCUUUUGCUGGGAAUUGCACUAGUGUUUGCUCUUAUCACUUUUGUGUUUAUAUUGAUAAGGAAUAGAAGAGUUAAAAGAACUCCUCAACAAGAUGAUUCUAACAUAACAAGAGAAAGAAUUUCAUACCAUGAACUGCUCCAAGCAACGGAUGAUCUUAGUGAGAGUAAUCUGAUUGGUUCGGGAAGUUUUGGCUCUGUUUACAAAGGAAUUCUCAAAAGUGGAAUUGUCGUUGCAGUUAAAGUGUUCAAUCUUCAGCUAGAUGCGGCAUUCAAGAGCUUUGAUACGGAAUGUGAAGUUCUGCGCAGUUUUCGCCAUAGGAAUCUCGUAAAAGUCAUUACUAGUUGUUCCAAUCUUGAUUUCAAGGCUUUAGUUCUCGAGUAUAUGCCUAAUGGAAGUCUUGAGAAGUAUUUGUAUUCCCACAACUACUUCCUCGACAUUAGGCAGAGACUAAGCAUAAUGAUAGAUGUGGCAUGUGCAUUAGAAUAUCUCCAACAUGGGUGUUCAUCAGCUGUGAUUCACUGUGAUCUAAAGCCUAGUAAUGUCUUGCUGGAUGAGGAUAUGGUUGCCCACCUAAGUGACUUUGGCAUUUCAAAACUACUUGGUGAAGAUGACAGUGAUUUGUAUACUAAAACUUUAGCAACAUAUGGGUAUAUUGCACCAGAAUAUGGAUUGGAUGGGUUGGUCUCAACAAAAUGCGAUGUCUAUAGUUAUGGGAUCAUGUUGCUGGAAACGUUUACUAGGAGAAAGCCAAAUGAGUUUGAGGGAGAUCUUAGCUUGAAGCAAUGGGUGAGUUAUUCACUUCCAGAUGCAGUAAUGGACGUCGUAGAUGACAACUUGGUAACACCAACGGGUAAAGGCUUACAGAAGGAGCUUGAUGUAGUGGCAUCAAUCAUGAAUGUGGCAUUAGAAUGUUGUGCUGAAUCUCCGGCAAGAAGGACAAACAUGAAAGAUGUUGUAGCGAUGCUGCAGAAGAUCAAGAUUCAACUUCUUGCAUGUUGAGCAUGUUUUUGGAAUCCGUUGUUCCAAAUCAGUUGUUUCGAAGGGGGAACUUGUAAAUUGAAUAACUAAAACCAAAUUGUUCCUCUUGAAAAUGAACUUUUUAAAACUUCUUAGAGGAAUUAACUAUAUGGAUACUAAUAAUGGAUAAUUACUAGACACCUAGUUGUUGUAGAGUUGUUAUAGUUGUUGUAACUUUAAAGUCUAUCCUUGUUAAUAUAGGUUUUGUAUAUACUCUUUAAAUAGUUGUCAUACGAUUAAUAACAUACGAUUAUUUUCCCA